AUGAAUGGUCCAUCGAAUAUUGAACAACAAAAAUCACCAUCAAUGUUGGUCGAAGCGAAAAAAAAUGAUGAUGAACAUCUAUUUCUUCAUAUGCCUGAAGGUGGUUCAAAAAUUUUUCUACCACUACCAUUGUUUCUUCCGUUUCCAUUUCCAAUUAUUGAAGAUGUAGAAAAAAUUUAUCAUCGUAAAAAAGUACUAGUGCUAACCGAACAUAAACCGAAAAAGAAAAAAUAUAAAACACCAAAAUAUGAAGACUUUCAUCAUUAUGAUCUUGGUAAAGGUUAUGAAGAUUAUAAAUAUGAUAAUAAAGAUGAUUAUGAAGUUAGCUCAUCAGAUGCUAUUCCCAGUGUUUAUGAUAAACAUUUACUCGAUCUUGAUGAUGAUUAUUCAAUAAAAGAAUUAUAUAAACCUAAAAAGAAGAAAAAAAUCACUGUUACCGGACCAAUGUCAGAAUUCGAUGAAGAUCCUACUAAACAUUUUCCAUUUGAACCAGAUGAAGGUGAUGAUGUUGACCAUGUAGAAUUCUCCACAGAAGAUGGUCACUCAAAAGAUAUUAAUCCAACGACAAUAAUGGAUAAAAUUCGUAAAUUUUUAACACAAGAAAAUAUUAAACUUAAAGUUAAUAUUGAUUAUAAUAAACGUAAACGUAAACGUGAACGUAAAGAAGAGCCAAAACAACGAACUCGUUCAAUUGGAAAAAUGAUUGAUGAACAGAUUAAAAAACUUGAAGAUGAUGAACAUGAUUUUCAUUGA
Messenger RNA from Dermatophagoides farinae (American house dust mite), 753 nucleotides. The record is from RefSeq and is a predicted model, not a curated record. Lineage: Eukaryota; Metazoa; Arthropoda; Arachnida; Sarcoptiformes; Pyroglyphidae.